AUGAUCGGUUUAUUGCUUGGGACAGUCAAAUAUCAUCAAAUUCAUACCUCAGAGACGUUUACUGCCCACCCUUACGUCUCUACUGCUCAUCGUGCUUCUCUGAUGUACGGGUUUGCCUCGUUUCAGCUUGCAGGAAUAGCUUUACUUUCUGCCUGGUCUGAAAAGACCAAUGUUCUGGCUACUGCUGUAACACAGAUUUUUUUUGUCUUACCUGUUAUCGCGUAUGCCAUCCAUGGCUUCCUCAAGGACACGACUAACCAGCUCAAGGUGCCUCACAAAUUGGGUAAUAAGGGUGUCAUCUUACCCCCUUUUUUGAUCAAGCUCUUUAUGUGGUCUCUGAUCGGAGCCGAAAUUGGUGGCUGUGGUAUCUUGUGUGCAGGAAUGAUUAAGACCAUUGCAACGCUCCCCGCAAUCACAGCUAUGGCUGUAUAA
Lobosporangium transversale is the source of this 432-nucleotide messenger RNA. RefSeq lists its product as hypothetical. NCBI's taxonomy places the organism in Eukaryota, Fungi, Mortierellomycota, Mortierellomycetes, Mortierellales, Mortierellaceae. Bases 1 to 432 code for a protein of 143 amino acids. The transcript has a single exon. The record is from RefSeq and is a predicted model, not a curated record.